AAGGUGUGGCAGGAAGUGGGUCUGAGUGGGAGAGCCACAGGAGCCAUAGUGAACGCCUUGUAUGCGGCUGUGAGAGUGAUCUGAACCGCAGGCUGAGACUAACGGAACGGUGACAGGCCAGCUGCUUUACCCGCUGUAUUCUCACUCUAUACCGGCUGUUUGUGUGUGAAAGACCGGAGUCAUGGCUUCCCGCUCUCUGUGCUCCCUCGCGCUGCUCCUCGCGCUGCUGCUCCCUCUGGAAGUAGUCCUUUCUCAGGACUUCAAUCUAGCUGAUGCUGUGGGUGAUGAUGACACAAGUAAACCAUCACCGCCCCCCGCCCCGAAGCCAGCGGCACCAGCUGGAGGAGCAGAGGCAGGAGCAGGUUUUGAUUCAAUUGGUGACAUCACCACCAUUACCACCAAAGCCCCCUCCAAGGCAGUAACCAAGGCCCCGUUCAAGCCCAAACCCAAGCCAGCUGCGGACUACUUUGACCUGUCCGAUGCCUUGGACCCCAACAAUGACAUUGGUGGCAAGGAUAAGAACAAGGGGCAGGGAGGUGGAAUUUCUGACAAUGAUCUGGCAGAGGUUGGUAAAGAUGAUACCUACAAACCUGACGGAGGCAAAGGUGGACGUGGUGACGAUCAGAUCAACCCCCGUGAAGACAACAAUGAGACCACAGCAGAAGUGGGCACCAUCGCAGGGAUUGUUAGCGCAGUUGCUAUGGCGCUGGUGGGAGCAAUCACCAGCUACAUCUCCUACCAGAAGAAGAAGCUGUGCUUCGGCAUUCAACAGAGCCUGAAUACUGACAUGGUGAAGGCUGAGAACCCUGAGGCUGUGGUGGCUACAGAACCACAAGUCCAACAGACUCUCCUGGAGCCUGCCAGUGCUGAACCUCCCACUGAAGAGAACGCUGUGUAACACACUACACACACAACUUAGAACACACACACAAAGGUCAACCACCUACAUGCGCUAUUUGUCCAAACAUCCCCCACCUAACACCCCUCCCUGCACACACACACACAGCCAUGCUACAGAAUAGACUGUUGUGUAGCAUGUCCUUGUUGCCCUGCAGCUCUGUGCUAUAAACGUUGGGAUUUGUAGACCUUUUUUGCUGAAUGUGAACACAUGGCCGAAAGUGUAACAAAUCUUGCCAAAUGUAUCUGUAAAUAGUAAUUUAUUGUGCUGUUUGAACACCACUAACAAUGUUGGUUUGCAGUUAUCCGGCCUUCAGCAUGUACUUAAAACAAAUUUAAAGAGCGGUUCAUCUUUUUACACCAUGGGGAAAGAAGCUCCUCUGGGGUGUGUGUCGAGCCUCGUAGGGAACUGGAUUACUUUAUUGAUUGAUUGGGACAAUGAUUUGUCAGUGAUCACUGCUAGUUUCCGGAGUGAACGAGGGAGCGCUUUGAGACACACUGUUUCUGAGAGUGAAUGAAGACCAUUUGACCAAUAUUCCCCAAAAUUCAAAGCCUCGUAGCAACUGAUUAUGUAAUCACUUGUGAAAUGUGAUAAGGUAGUCAACAGUAGCAAGUGUUACCUCAUAGAAAAAUAACAUGGUACUCUAGGGACAAAUCUCAUACAACUCAAGUUUUAUCAUGUAAUACCAAUGUUAAUCUCUUAAUCCUACAACAUGUGAAUUUUUUUAUUUAAUUUAUUACAUUAUCAAUUUGCUAUAUUAUCAUUAUGAGGUGAUCCUCUGUGAUAAUAAUGUUAUAUUUAAUAUCAUGAUUAAUUGAAGUUUCCCAAGCGCUCCACUAUAAGUGAAUGAAGUCCAUUAGUGGGACGUACCUCAUAGAACUGACUGCAGGUAGUUACUGUUUACAUCAUGUGACAGUGACAUCACUAGUUGCUACAUGUAGCCUGACAUGUUGUCUAUCCUGAUGUACAAAGUUGCCUUAUUCAGAUUUGGAUCUUUUUGCAGUGGGAUAAAAAAGGCGUCCUAACAUUUCCGUCUACUUACAACCUGUGACUUUUUAUAGUGUAAAUAUAUUCCGUUUUGUUUCAAGUAGCCUUUAAUGACGAUGCCUAAAGAAGGGAGCCUGGCUUAGUUUUCCAAAUUGGUGAUGGUGAAAUGAUUGUGAAGAGUUAAAAGAAAUUGAGCGAUGGGAUUAGAUUUGUUAUCAAAAGUGGGAUUAAAGUUCAGGAAAUUCACCAGACUUGUAGCAUGUGGCAUAAAAAAACGAUGCUAGCUUAAUCAGUUCCCCUGCAGUUAGAGCUUCAAAAUGCACAGCGUGUUCUUUUCUUCAGGGGGAAGAUAUUUGAAAAGGAAAAUAAAUAACUUUGGCACUUUGUUCAGGAUGUGGCGAGGCUUGUGGAAAGGCACAAAAUGUGAUUUUUGUUCAAGAUUAACUGCUAUAUUCAGAAGAUAAUAAUGUUAGUACUAUGUUUUAUUGUGUUAGCAAUGCGGUGCCAGUGUGUGCAGAAUAACUCAUUUGAUCUUUUUCUCAUUGUGGCCAUUUUAAAAUUACAUUAAUGAUAAAUCUACAGGGACGUUGAAUGUAUAAAAGUAGCAUCACAUUAUCACAAAACUCUUUUGAUACUGUAGACCAAAAAACUAUUGCCCAAUCAUAAAUAGAUUUCGACAAAUAUCAACAAUAACUAGAUACCCUUAUCAUAUACCAAUUCAAUGGUAAUAAUCUGCACCAAAAGGUUAUGAGAUAUUAUUCUAUAUAUAAAGAAAUCCAUGAUAAUAUUAUUGAAUUAAUAUAACCUUUGUUAAAAGUCUUAAGAAUUGUCUAAACUUUUCCCACUUUAUUGCGAUUUCAAUUAUUUCCUUAGUAUUCUUUAAACAGAAGUGUAAAGACAUACCCGUUCUGAGCGCCCAAUGGAAGGCCAAUAGGAAUGCUGCUGUUAUAGCUUUAGUCCCAAUAGCCAAUGACUGGGUUCGGUUGGCAUGAUUGACAGCCACUGGCUCUCUGAAUUCACUGUCUGAAUAUGGGCGUGCACUGUUAAAUAAUUGGGCAAACCCUUUUUUUUAAGCAAACAGAAGCCUUUGGUAGACUUCAAAAUGGCCACAAUGGAACAAGAUUUUACAAGAGUGGGAAAGUAAGGUAUUUGUGAAAGAUGUCCGAUGUGUCCCAACAGCCAAUGACUGGGUUCGAUUGGCAUGAGAAGAGAUUGAAGAAGUUGGCACAAAGACAAUACUGGUUAAGAGGAUAUGCAUACAAAAUAUAGAAGUCUGCUUUAGCCGUGUAGAUGGAGUCAGCAGCAGUAGUUAGCUUUAGAUUAUUGAAUAGCGUCAUAACGAGUGUUUUUGGAAAGUUGUGAUGGUUGUACAUAUUACUGUGAGCAGUUCUGUGUUUGUAUUUUAGUCUGUAAGAGCAUAUUUAUGCUCCAUAUUUUACUCUUUAGUGUAUGCGUGUGUUUACACUCUUUGCCUGCUCUUUUUACACUUUGUACCCAACUUUCCUAAUAACUUAGCCUAGCAUUUUUGUAGAUAGUUAACGCUUCCUUGUUCUGUACUGCCAAUGCUUUGUUGAUCGCCUGAAGAGGUCUCUUAAGUUCCUGAGCGAGAAUGAGGGCUGCAUCUGAAACCAUUCACUGUUUUCUAAACUGUCUGAUAUUUAGUCUGUCGGUCGUUUUAUAGCACUGCUCAGGAUCUCUGGUGAGAAUGAUUGAACCCUAUUUAGUGGGCUUUAAAUAUCUCCAUAUUUAAACAUAGUGAACUAGAACGCACUAGGAGAUCCAAGAACUCCGCCAAGACCCAUUCCCUAUGAAAGGGAUACAUAAUUGUGUAUCCACCCCAUGAUUUCGGAUCUGCUCCAAAUUGUAAUGGGUUCAUGAUUGGAUUGGUAGUUUUCUUGUAAUUCCGGUGUCGAACAAACGGAACCGAAAUAAGUAACCCAUUGGCGGAGGUGAAAAUGCUGCGUUCAUGUCACAGGUGAAUUGAAGAUUUACAACUUCCUAUACCUUCUUAUGUGCAAAUCUCCACACAUCCAGCUAGUGCUUGGAACCAUGCACGCCUCUUGAAAUGUGCAAUGGUUCCUUGGUGGCAAUUGAGUAGUUGGUCUUUUGUACCCUAGAACCAAUUAAUUCACCUUUAAAAACAAACCAGAUAGCCAAUGUUAGGUUGUUAACGCCCAAAAAACUAGUUGAAACAAGCGUGACAUGAACGUGGCGCUGGAUUGAUAAUGACCUGAGUAGUGUCUGAUAGAUCUGUAUCUACAGAAGUGAAUGCAUGAAGGAUGUUUGCUGUGGCAGUAUGUGUAUGAGCUGUAAAAAGCGUUGGUGGUGUGUUCGAUAUUUGACAGGAUGCAGCGCAGUCCUAUGCCACACCCUGGUCUUCUCAAUGUUGCCUUGGAAAAUAAGACACCUCUACCCAUAGUUCCUUUGUGGUUGAUCCUACUGUAGAAGUCCUUAAACACUGCUAAAAUGCAACCUUACACAGUUUGGAGUUGCUUUUGGAACAAAGUGUUUAUGGACUAAGAGUGUUGGGAGCAGUGAUAAUAAACUUGCUUUGCCUGGGGGCCGCUUUGGCAAAAUGACAGGAGGUCAGGGGCCAGUUUAUAACUGAACCUUGCUCAGGUCGAAUUGGUAGCAAGAUGGUCUAGGUAAGGCAUUGAUCUUGGACGGUUGAGGUUAGGACAGGUGGUAGGGCAGAGGUGGUAGAGUUUUUUAAGACUUGCGCUAAAAUUGCCAUUUAGACUCAACAGUUUUCUGAGGUAAUUUUAGAUGAUUGAAGAUAUUCAGUGCUUGGACUUGACAUCAAUUUGGAGGUUUGAGGCACUUUUUUUGGUAAACAAGCUCCAUUAGUGUAUUUUAAUUCUUUUUUAAAUAUCCCCUUGUGAAUGGUUGGCGAGCCACCCUAUCGGCUGUAAGUUGAGUAUCACUGGGUUGGAGUAACAAACCUAAACUCAUGUGUUCACCUUGUAAGAGUCAUGCCCUGCCAGCUGUAAUUCAAAUGGUGCUCCUCUCUUUGCCUUAUACCCUGCAGUCUCACAGGGACGCGCCACAGUAUUCAUCCAACACCUCCGUAGCUGCACCCUGAGCAAGAGGAACACACAGAGCCUUCAGCUCCUUUGGGUGGUUACCUGGAGUGACCGUCCGGUAGCAGCACCCAGAGGACUGAGAGGCCUGAGUGUUUGGUCCAGAUCUAGCAGCUGAACCUUACACAAAGCAAACGCAAAAUGACAAACCUUUCUGUUUACUGAAUGUAUUGAAUGUCUUUUGUGAUAUAGCAAAAACCUUUGGCCUGUAGCAAAAAUACAAAUUCACCAAAGAUUCAGCAUUGAUUGAGAUUGAAAUUGCCUUUAUGUAUUGGGGUUGAAUGAAAAAAGGUUUUUGGAAUAAGCCUGAAAGAAAAUAAUUGAAUCUGGGCUUGGAUCUUAUGUAACGCUAAUUUCAAUUGGUUUUACGGUAAGAUAAAACGUGAUUGAUUAGAUUGAAGGGUAUCAUAUAAUUACCAUGCUCACUUUGAAACACGAUGUGCGAAUGACUCAGUUUUUAUUGCCACUGUGGAUGUUGAUACUGCUUUAAGAUGCAGCUAAAACAAUUAUCCUCGAACACGUGCCAUACUGCUGUUUGGAAUCGGUUGCCAGGAGUGCUCUCUGAAAAGGAUUAGGGAUCAUAUAGGUCCGUAUAACAAAGCGUGCUAAAACAACAAUAUACAGAUCUAACAUCAUGCUGUAUUGAAGAAGAUUUGGAACAAUUAAUUGAGAGAAUAAACUUAUCAGAAAACAUUUUACUAAGGUAAUAAAUCUUAUAUAAAGUAGGGUCAUUUUCUCAGACUAUUAUACAAUCAGGACCUCUCUUUGCAAACACUGUAGUUGCCCCCUGCUGGUUACCCCUAGGUAAAGAACCAAAUUGUAUUAUCCCAUAAUGCAACUCUAAAUCGUUACCAUAUCAAAUCAAUAGGCGUAAUCUAUAAAUGUGGUUAUCGUAGCAACACAAUUUGAAUUAUGCAAAACUGCCUCCUUAAGUGAUUGUACUAAUUAAGCCUGGAUUACAGUUAGCUCGCUUUGUGGAGUGUUUAGAUCUGCAUUGUAUCAGGGCAGACGUGCCUGAGUCCUCUUCCUGCAGUACACUCUAGUGCCUGUCAGCGGGCCAUGCAAAGCCCGCCCAAAUACAACCACCUCACGUCCCAGUUUGAGAAAACACAAAGAAAAUCCCAGUACAGCUUUCCAUUAUUUGAUAUCUGAGGGCUGGCUUUGCAUGGCCCCCUGUCACAUACAACACACACACACCUUCAGCAUACUGCUCUCAUACACACUUAAUGCAUGCUUUUCUCUACAUACUGUAACCAUAUGGUGGAGUGUAUGAGUGUUGAACUCUGUGUCUUCCUGACAACUGAAUGUUGGACAGUCUUCAUUGCUUGAAGUGUAAUAGUGAACUCUGCUUUUUCUCUUAUUCCACUACGAUAAGUCUCUGGCAAUAUGUUACGGAAACUUUUUACUAAUAUGAACCAAUAAAAUGUUUAAAAAGA
Messenger RNA from Gymnodraco acuticeps, 6401 nucleotides. It is a transcript of the gene cd99l2, whose product is annotated as CD99 molecule-like 2. The transcript is spliced from 10 exons. The record is from RefSeq and is a predicted model, not a curated record. Lineage: Eukaryota; Metazoa; Chordata; Actinopteri; Perciformes; Bathydraconidae. Bases 182 to 898 code for a protein of 238 amino acids.